Messenger RNA from Vitrella brassicaformis, 3601 nucleotides. Lineage: Eukaryota; Vitrellaceae. The record is from the annotation of a GenBank genome assembly.
UGGAGAAUGCAAUGCUUGGACACGGCGCAGCGCAUGUCUGUCACGUCACAUGAAACAAGUGAGGUGAAAGCGUUCGUUGUGUCUCUCUCGCGUCUCAAGGUCCCUCGUCUGUCUGUCUGUCUGUCUAUGUACCAUCGAUGCCCGCCCAAAAUGCGGCAUCCAUCGACCCGACCCCAUCGAUGUGGUUGACUGGACAUUUAACAAAGGCCUAUAUGUCUCCUUUCCUAAUUUGCCGACCGGACGGGCGAAUUAACCACAGGACGUGGGUAGGCAGGGAAGGAGAGAGAGAGGGAGGCAGUUCAGCACAGGGAGAGCGAGAGAGGGAGAAGGAAACCAUGGCACCCGCCACGUAUCGCAUCAUCAACACGCCAGAAUGGAACGUAUAAAAGUACCCACCCGGCACACAACAAACGCAUAUAUAGUUGCCUGCCUGACGCUAAACACACCUGAACGAGUAAAUAAUUCCCUCGCCACCCAUAUACACCCCCCACCCCAGACACACCUAUUGACACACUGACCUCCAUCCAUCCAUCCAUCCAUAAGUCAGCCCUUGCUGUCCUGGGGCGACGACCUGCGCUCGCGAGACUUGCCGCCAAACAGCGCCCGCUGGUGGCCAUGGCCAUCCCCGUCCCUCUCUGCUGCUACCGGGCCGACAUCGCCGCUGCCCGACUCCAUCCGGUCCAGCAUCUUCUGCCGGGGCGACUGCUCAUCUGCAGAGGAGGUGCUACUAUGGCGGUCCGGGUUCAGAGGGCUCUCCUCGGUCAGAAACGUUUUGUCAGACGGCUGCACAUCACACAAGAUGCCACAAACAUAUGGAGGGAUGGGGCGAGGCGGGGAGAGUGCGUGUGGAAUCGGCCCUGCUGCGACCGAAUGGCUGGUACCUACCGCGGUAUCGUCUGUGCGUAUAACCUGGUCAGUAGUCACGAGCGCAAUGGCAUGGUCUGGUGCGGCGGUGCAGGUGCCGGGGGCAGUGUCGGCACUCACCGGCGUGUAGGCCUCCUUGUUGGCACGCAGCCGGUCGUGGCGGUAGGUGAAGUGCAAAGACCCGUAGAUGAAGAAGCAGAUGCUCCAAGGCAACAUCUGAAUGGCCGGACACACAGACAGGAGAUCACACACAGGGCUGGGCGUUGCGCGCGUCGCGCGCACCAUUGAGAGGGUGAGUGAGUUAGCGAGCGCAUUGACAUUGUGUAUGCGGGUCUCCUCCGACAUGGUCUUCACGUCAAGCGUGCUCAUCUUGUAGCCGAAAAACACCUGCACACAUCGCAUCACAGCACAAACCGACAUCAGCUCUCGUCUAUCGUCUAUCGUGUUUGUGCAUCUGACAUCGGACCUCAGCAAGGAUGGCCACAGAAGGCUACACACACACACACACACACACACGCGUGUGGCUAGCACCUCCUCUACGGACCUACACCUUACCGCGCCGAAAACCGCAGCUGCCGCGCCCUCUAUCGCCAGCAGCCACGCGAAGAUCGUGGCUCGGUCCGCUGGGUCCACGAUAUCGGUGAGAAUGGGGCGGUUGGUGGCCGCAGGGCACCACGCAGCCACCUGCACCACGCAGCGAGGUAGACCCCACAAUUUCCCUCUGUUCCCUCCCUCCCUUCCUCCCUCCUUGCUCACUCACUCACCAGUCCUAGGAGGAACAUGCCGAUAAGAAAGGCCACGUACCAGUCCGGCGAGCGGGGGAUGAUCUGCAGGAUCAGGGCCGUCACGGGAAUCCCCAGCGCGACAGACAGCUGAGCCGCUAAAGGGCGGCCGAGAUUCUCGUUCCAGCGAGCGAGGGAGUCGCCCACAUAGCCGCCGAGGAGGCCCCCGAGGCCGCCGCCCGCUUGCAGAGCAGCCCAGACAAUCGCCGCUUGGUAGUCAGCAAAGCCGACGUAUUGAAACCUUGAAUGAAACGGACAGAGAAUGGCCUGUGGUCGUUGUGGCCUCGCAUUUGUGUGUCCUACCACAUGGUGAAGAAGGCCAUGGCGUUCCAGGGUAUCCCGCCUCACGUCACACACACACACACAGCCACGGAGAGACGGUGAGAUGGUGUUCGCGCCAGAUGUGCGUUGCCUGCUCGUGUGUCCCAUACCAAAGAUGCCCUGCAUCACGACGCCCCAGAAUGUGGGCUUCCGGGCGAUGAGGCGGAUCUUCCGCACUUCCCGAAGCAUACCACGCACUACCUUCGCGCGCACGCCCUGCCCUCCCUCAGAUGGGCUCUGGCAAACGAGAAAACACGCCAAUAGGAGGUGGGUGCGGGGUAGUGUGUGCGAUGGGGUGUUGUGCCUUCUCCUCUCUGCUUGCCUUUGAGGCGGUGGGCGAGUCAUCUCCCUUGGUGGGCGCAUGUCUUGGGAGACUCAGGUAUGACAUCGACACGAAGACGCCGAGGCCGAUGGACAUCAGGCCCACCACCAUGAAGCCAACGCGCCAACCGGACACACCUACACUCUCACACACAAAUGAGAGGCAGCCGGAAGGCGUGUGGUUGCCUGGCUUCGUCCGUCGCUCACCGAGAAUGUACAUCUGGGACACGCUCGUGGUGGCAACUCCACCCACAAUCGCCCCCACAUUCUGCGACAGCUGCACCCAGCCUUCACACGCACAAACGCAACGCACAUAAGGUAGAUAGAGGGAUGGACACAAUCAUCAGAGAUAGUCAGUCCAUUCUGUGUGCGAGUCGAGUUGCGUGUGCAUCGAUCAUACCGAAGGCUCCGCCCCGCUCCUCGACGCCGAAGAGGUCCGCUAUCAUCGACUGUGAAAGGGGCCCAACGCCUGCACACACACGCAUAUGCACACCACCAUAGCUAUCUUGUCCGUGUGCAUGGGUCAGUGUGAAUUGAGAACGCACUUGCAAGGGCAAUGCCGUUGAGAGCGCGCAGUACCACCAUCUGCAGUGAGUGAAAAGGGAGGGACCCAUCACACACACACACACACUCUCAGAAGGGGCAGCCAGCCAGGCCUACCUACCUCCCACAGUGUGGUCGAGGCCGCCAGCACUAUCGUGAUGACGCCCCACAGGAUGCACCCGUAAGACUGCAGCACAAGACAAAACACACACGCACGAUGCAGACACCCCUCCUUCCCACACCACCUUGUUUGUUUUGUGCCCUUUCCUUUUGUGACCUCUCCCUCCCUCAACCACUCAACAACUCACCAGGACGGUCUGCCUGCUGUAGCGGUCAGCCAGAUACCCCCACACCGGCGCGCUGAGGCUCUGGAACAGACUCUGGUACAGCGACAGCUGGCUCAGAUGCUGCGGCCGCAAGUGCAGCUCCCUCUCCAGAGCCCUGAAUGUGCUCGGCAGCAGCUGCAUAUCCGCACCAUCCAGCGCACAGGCCACGUUGAGGAUGUUCUGGGUCUUCCGGCGGGUGCUGGGCGGGGCCUGCUUGGACUUGCCGCCGGGCUUGCCGCCCGGGGCCGGCCACACAAGGCCCGCCAGGCCGAAGCCGCCUCCGCCAAGUGAAGGGUUGUGGCCGGUGGUGCCGGGCUCGUCGGUAUCGGUGGAGCUGUCGCUUGUGACUGACGGCAUCGGCACCGCCGAUCUCUCGUCUUUCCUUGCCGCCAUGCCUAUCAGCGCUAACCGGGAGGGAAGGGAAAAAGGUCCGGUAUUUCGAGG